Molecule: messenger RNA, 381 nt
Organism: Onychomys torridus (southern grasshopper mouse)
Lineage: Eukaryota; Metazoa; Chordata; Mammalia; Rodentia; Cricetidae
Gene: Ccl28
Product: C-C motif chemokine ligand 28
Exons: 3
Coding region: 1-381 (126 amino acids)
Biological process (GO): immune response; positive regulation of cell-matrix adhesion; cell chemotaxis
Cellular component (GO): extracellular region
Molecular function (GO): chemokine activity
Source: RefSeq, a predicted model, not a curated record
AUGCGGCAGGCAGGACUCACCUUCAUGGCUGUGGCUGUCUGUGUGGCUUUUCGAACCUCAGAAGCCAUACUUCCCAUAGCUUCCAGCUGUUGCACUGAAGUUUCCCAUCAUAUUUCCAGGAGGCUUCUGGAAAGAGUGAAUUCCUGCAGCAUCCAGAGAGCUGACGGGGACUGUGAUUUGGCUGCUAUCAUCCUCCAUGUUAAACGCAGAAGGAUCUGCGUCAGCCCGCACAAUCGUACUCUGAAGCGCUGGAUGAGAGCCUCGGAGGCGAAGAAGGACGGCAAAGGAAAUCCCUGCCAUAAGAAGCGGCACGGCAGGAGGGCCCGAAAGAGUCACACCCGGAGAAAGCAUGGAACCCAGGGCCCCAAAGCUCCUCAUUAG